AGAAAUUUCCGUCUCGUCGACGAUCCGCCAUCGAACGCCUUUGCCGACAUCUGCUCAUCUGCAUUCGCUAUUGUUUGGUUUGUUUAGCAGCUUAACUCGAUCGUCUUCACCAGUGAACUUGAGAAGGAGACGAGACCAGGCCGCUGUCUCCUUCUCGUUGACCAUACAUGCUUCGACGAAUCAGCUGGCUGACUUUUUUGCCUCAUCAAACUUUUUUUUUACCUCUCUAUUUAUUUAAAAAUAGUAAUAUUAUGAUUACUAUUAUUAAAAAAAAAAAACUCCUUUAAAGAAAAAAAAAAUUAUUUAUAUGAGGCUGUCAGUGGUGCUUCGAGUCUUCGUGUACGUUAAUUGUAGAAAGCUGGAAACCCUUUUUAGCGACAGCUGAUCAGCGAGCAUUCCAAUUCCCAGAGAUACUGCCAGAUUGCUUGAAAGAUAUUUAUGCUAGGAUGAAAGGCAAAAGCAGUUAUGUGCCACCACCUUAUGUUCCGCUGGACCAGUCGGAGUUGGAAGCAGAUAUUCUUCCACAUAAUGAAGAUGUUGCAGUUGCAGAGGACAUAAGCAGCAGACCAACGCAGUGGACAUCUGGAAUCUGUGCUUGUUUCGAUGAUAUGCAGAGUUGCUGUAUAGGUCUUUUUUGCCCAUGUUUUCUUUUUGGGAAAAAUGCGGAAUUUUUGGGUUCUGGAACUUUGAUGGGAUCAUGCACCACCCAUUUUAUUUUGUGGGCUUUUGUCAACACCGUCUGUUGCUUGUUGACUGAUGGUCUUUUGUUGGGGCUACCUGGAUGCUUUGUUUCAUGUUAUGCCUGCGGCUACCGUAGGUCACUUCGAGCAAAAUAUAAUUUGCAGGAGGCACCAUGUGGGGACUUUGUUACUCACUUUUUUUGCCAUUUAUGUGCCAUUUGCCAAGAGUAUAGAGAGAUUAGAGAAAGAGCUAGUGAUUCCAAUUCAUCUAAUACAAAUCUGGCUAUGGUCACUGCCCCUCCAAUUCAGAUGAUGGACUGCAGUUCACAGGAAUGAACCAUUGUCUUCCUACAAUUGAAUCAGCAUGGUUGUUCGGUUUCUGCCGUGUUAUCACAGUUUUUUUUUUCUUGUAUCUGAUUGCACGAACAUGUGAUUUGCGUACUUGCUGUAUCCUUAUAGCCUGCUGUCAGACGUGAACUUUUGGAAAAUAUGCAUCCGCAACUAUUUUUCACCUGCCGGCAUUUUCUUCCUUCAUCUAGCCAAUCAUGUCAUUCCCAACUAUGUUUGUUAUGAAGCUGUUAUACCAUGCACUGGAAAGCCUACUGCAGUAUUUUUCUUUUCAGGCUAUUCACAGCGGCAAAUUAGAUCAUUAAAAACAAUCAAUUUGUCCUUGUUAUUAGUGAACUGCUCGAUGAAAACAUUACAGAGAUUGUAAUAAAGUAAUAGUUUUGGACGCUC
Carica papaya (papaya) is the source of this 1418-nucleotide messenger RNA. RefSeq names its product PLAC8 family protein. NCBI's taxonomy places the organism in Eukaryota, Viridiplantae, Streptophyta, Magnoliopsida, Brassicales, Caricaceae. The record is from RefSeq and is a predicted model, not a curated record.